Messenger RNA from Fusarium keratoplasticum, 3303 nucleotides. RefSeq names its product Zn(2)-C6 fungal-type domain-containing protein. The record is from RefSeq and is a predicted model, not a curated record. The transcript is spliced from 9 exons. NCBI's taxonomy places the organism in Eukaryota, Fungi, Ascomycota, Sordariomycetes, Hypocreales, Nectriaceae. The coding region runs from base 16 to 3303 and encodes 1095 amino acids. Gene Ontology annotation, molecular function: DNA-binding transcription factor activity, RNA polymerase II-specific; transcription cis-regulatory region binding; zinc ion binding. Gene Ontology annotation, biological process: DNA-templated transcription; regulation of DNA-templated transcription. Gene Ontology annotation, cellular component: nucleus.
CUUCUGCUCCACGCAAUGCAUUCUCCAAAUCAACUGGCUCCAGGGUCCUGCUUCAACUGCAGGCGCCAGAAGCAGCGAUGUGAUAGGCUCCUCCCGCAAUGCUCCCGUUGCAGCUCGAAGGCGGUUGCCUGUGAUUAUAAAGCAACGACUACCUCCCAGACAAGCCCCUUUUCACCCGGAACUCAGGUAGAGGCAGCCGUGCUGGUACAUCUUCGAGACUCGUGCAGUUUCGACCUGUCCCUGCUGGCCGAACGCUACUUGAUAUGGGCAGCUUGUGCGAGUGGCGACAGCGUGGGUGAUGAGGGCAGCCAUGCUCAGCCCACGCUGUCCACACUUAUCCAAGACAUCUUCAGCGCAGGCGGCGUAGACCUGCCCGCCAUGAUUGAGACUUACUUUACCAUUGCGCACAGCUGGCUUCCCAUAUUAGACAAGGAGCAGCUGUAUCUUGAUAUAAGUCACCUCCUCGGAUACCCGGGAUAUCAAAACGAUAUCGUUGCACUUCUACUUCUUUGCAUCUACAUCUUUAUACAGCAACCGUGCCAACACCCAAACCAUUCAGUCAAGUCCGCCCUAUACCGCACCGCUCGGCGCCUGUUCUUUCUCCUUCAGACAUCAGCUCAUAGUUCAGAUAUUGCCUUGCUACAAUCUGGUCUUUUGCUGGUUGCGUACGAACUUGGUCAUGGCAUGAGCAAGGAUGCCUAUGGGACUCUUGGUGUGUGCACGAGUCUCGCGCAGCAGCUGAGUCUGGAACCGGGCGGCUGUGAUCGAGGCAUGAUACAAAGACCCGAGAUAACGCAACUUGAUCUGUGCUGGAGCGGGAUUGUGCUGCUUGAUAGGUAUGUACCACCAUUAUCAAGCAAAUCCAAGGCUUAUGAUUAUGCCAACGGCGCUUAUAGAACCAUCAUGCUAUCCGACUUUGAUUACCGUAUACCACAGUCCGUUGGUCUCAACCACCAGUUCGUAGGUGCGGCAGUUGGCAAGGCGUCGGAUGAGGAUCUCCAUGGCGACGACUUGCCUCGCAAGUUUGUGGCACGGGCAAAAGUGGCUCUGCACAUUGGCAAGAUACUCGACGCCAUGGCGAGUCCAGACCCAGCGCAAAGAGAAGCAGCAGAAACAAGCCUCCACAGGCUGCAAGACAGCUUUGCUGACGUUGUGAGAAGCGCUUUGGCUAUCUUGUACUGUCUGCGUGAGACGCAGGUAUCCGCCCUUAGCAGCCCCGCGACACGUUCGGCUGUUCAAAGCGUGUACAACAUUGUAUUUGACACAUUUCACACCGAGGGCGAGAUUGUCCGCCGUAGAGGCUGGGUUAAUGACAGUCGACCCUGUUUUAUUGGUAUAUGCUGUUUGCAAGGUGCCGCCAUUCGCAUGGAUCGCCUGUACGUGGACGGCCUCGUGGGUGAAGACUUGAUGGAGCUACGAAGCACUCUUGAAUCGUUCAGCACUCGUUGGAAGCUCGGAGAGUCUUUCAUCGAGGCAUUACACGCUGGAAGAGAGGAUUCAUCGCCUGAUAGGUUUCAAAGCAUAGGAUGCUCUCGAAUGAAGCUAGAGUGUCGAGUACCAGAAACAACACAGAGGAAAAAGCGCGGAAAGUCAACACGGGUAGCUCAACUGGAGAAAAAGAUUGACGGCAUCGUCUCCCUCCUCGCUGCCCAGAAAGGCCUCUCUCCCUUGACACCAGAGAGUCCUCAAGAUGUGCCAGCGCAGCAGCAGCCAAUCCCUGAAGACAUCCAGGCAGUCCAGCUUGCCCCUGAUCGCCUCCCGCCUCCUAUUAUUGGGCGUUCUGAUGAUGACUAUGCAGACCUGGAGCUAUUCCCAGGCUUCCGCAUCACCCAUGAUGAGGCCACGAAACGGUUAGAGGUGUAUCGUCGAGACUAUGUGCCCGAGUUCCCCUUUGUGCCCAUGCCUGAUUCGCUCGCGUCCCAUGAGUUUUAUUCCGAGUCGCGGUUCUUGUUCUGGACCAUUCUGGCUGUUGUCUCGCCACUCAAGGAGAAAGUGCAGAUGGACUUCAAAGCUUGGUUCCGCAAGUACCUCGCCGAGCAUGUAGUCAUGGGCCAGGAAAGGUCACUAGACAUUCUUCAGGGGAUGCUAGUCUACCUAGCCUGGAACGACUUUCACUUCUACGGAGACCUCCAGGUCACCAGCAUUAUCCAGCUGGCCAUCGGUCUUAUAAUCGAUCUAAGGUUAGACAGACCAGCGGGAGCCAUCCUCGGUGCUCCACGCAGCUUACUAGGAGAUGCGUGGACUUCAAUGGGCAAACCCUGCUCCAAGAUCAAGACGGAUCAAUCGUCACAAGACAAGAGAGCCGUUCUGGGGAUGUACUACAUAACAGCCAUACUGAGUUCAUUCUUCAAAAAGAAUACCAUCGUGCCGUGGAGCAACCAUCUGUCGCAAUGCUGCGACCACCUCAUCGAGGCACGAGAGUACGAGUCCGACCUGUACCUCGUGGCUCUCGUCAGGAUGCAGCACCUAGCUGAGCGUGGCUUCAGUGCCAUACCAGCCGUCGACUACUUGGACCCUACUCCACCGACCUUUCGAGGCCAUGUUGCCAUGACCAUGAACAACGUCCAUCGCGAGCUGGAGAGACUCUCCAAAUUCCAGCCAGACUCUGUCAAGCAGAACCACGCAUUUUGGGCUCACUACUACACCUUGCUCGUGCGCCUUUACGAGCCCACCAUCCUCAUGCGAGCAGCCCCCCUCAACACUUCAGACGGAACCCUCAUGGAACCACUCCAGCACUCCGAGUACAUGUGGAAAUGCCUCGAAGCAGUAGCCGACUCGUUCCAGGAGCAACUCGCCUUCCCCGCGGCUCAAAUGUCCACCCUCCCCGUGACGGUCAACUGCGUCCUUGCCUUUGCGACCGUCACAGCCUCGCGCCUCAUCCUCUCGGAAAACUCUCCAGAUUGGGACACCAGCCUUGCUCGACGACGACUCAAUUUUCAAGAUAUACUCAAGGGUUUGAGCGAUCAGUUUGAAGCGGCGGAUCAGGAAGCACUGCGACUCGACCGAAGACGUCGCGUCAUGGAAGACGGUAGCAGCGUGUUUCUCAAAUGCAGCUUCAAAGUACGAUGGAUUCGACAAUGGUACAUGAACAAGAUACCACAGGAAGAACAGCAGCAGCAUCAGCAGCAACAGCAUGUGGAAACUCCAUGUGCAGCGCUGGCGCAGACACAGAGCGUGAUUGAGCCGACUCCAGACUGGGCGGCCAAUUUCCAAUUUGAUGAUGACUUUUGGGCGGAUUUGAUGACGGGAUACGAUGCUGAUGCUCUAGACACGUCGCUUGCGAGUGUUGCACCGGCCCAUUAG